Molecule: messenger RNA, 1104 nt
Organism: Rhodofomes roseus
Lineage: Eukaryota; Fungi; Basidiomycota; Agaricomycetes; Polyporales; Fomitopsidaceae
Exons: 7
Coding region: 1-1104 (367 amino acids)
Source: RefSeq, a predicted model, not a curated record
AUGUGCACACCCCCUGGUUCAGCACGCGCGUCGCGCGUCGAUCUGCUCCAGCGACCUUCGCUAGCGCAAUUGAAUGUAACCCAAGCCAAGAAUCUCGUCGCGUACGAAGGUGGUGCCACUGGUACUACUGUUACGUCUUCAGCCGUAGGCUUGCAAAUAUCUCAGAAAGUCGCAUUGAAGAUGGCUUCGACUGACCAUGACUACUCUGAGCCUACUCAAGGCCCAAGCCCCUUGAAGCGGUACAAGCACCCAUUCACCGAGGAUCCGGAGUGGGGAUACUACACCCUCGAGGAUGAUGACCCUACAGACAAGGAUACACCGCGUACGCUCGCCGAGCUGCGCAUGUGCGCUCUGAGCGCGGCCAUACGCGCGAAGCCAAAUUGGUGGAUGAAGUUCCGGGACGAGGAGAUUCGGGCCAAGUGGCGGGAGGAGAUCAAGGAGCAGGAGAGAGAGAUGCCUCGUAACUUGCAGCUUACAGACAAUAUGAUCAAUUAUACCAUGGGUGAGCUCGAGGCAUACGCUGCCCUUCGAGACCCAGAAGCUGGCAUUGAGUCUGGUCCAUACGAGCGGAUUUGGCAAUCCGACAAGCUCAUUCCUGCCUCCCUGAAGGCUGCUCUCGUUUCGGCAAUCGCACCGCUCGAGUCCAUGCCGGACUCCCAGAAGGAUUGGCACCCAGGGUCCGACAGCAAAGUCCUCGAUGUGGUUCAUCCUUCGCUGUACCCUGUCGUCUACGGGCGCACUGCCGCUCGCGACACUCAGAACUUCCUCCAGCCUCGCGCGUCUGACAUCGCUGCGAUGUUCAGAUCUGAGCGCUUCCAGUGGCUACCCUCGGACUUCCGCGUCGAGGCAGACGGGGCCGUUCGCUUGUUGUCGCCGUAUAUCAACAACAUACACCCGGAAGAUCAUAGGGCACUCACCGAUGUCGUCCCGAAAGUGCUAGAGAAGGCGGUGCCGAUGUUCGAAUGGGUGCUGUCUGACCUCGCGAGGGAGACGCAGCUGCCCACGUACUGCAACAGGGACGGGUCAGCUUCCAAGCGCCCUCGGCCGCCCCUCGGCGCGCCACCGCCGUUUCGAAUGGCUAUGGCCAACAACAUGGUGCGCUGA